UGGCUGAUCCCUCCUGGUGACCAUGUUGGUGACAUGUCCAACCGGAUCAUUAAGAGGACUCAGCCAAUCUUUAUUAAAAUAAGAAAAUGCACUUCAACAUGACCAAUGCUGUCACAGACGCUAUACUCGCACAGAUACAAAGAGGAGUCCUCUAUUUAUCUCUAUGGUUACAGUUCCCGAAAAUACCACAUGUCCAGCCUCCAGUCCUGAAGAGAGCGUUCUCUUUGGAUGUUCCAAGUGUCACUCAAGUCGUUUUUCAUGGAUCAGGAAGCACUUGACACGAUGAGUCGUAGAUACAGCAGCAGCUUGUAUUCGUGAAAGGAAAAACCUCAUCCCACUGGCUGCUAUGACCUAGCUAGUGAAGCGUUCUUUUCCUAGUCAGUAUUUAACAAAAACAAUAUCCAUUUCGAUCUUUAUUUUAAGUAGUUAUUUUACUUGUAAUUGUUUAUGGUUGCAUUUUCGGGAACCUAUUAUUUCCCAGCCAGCCACACAGCGGCAAGCUGGCUAGUUUGCCGACGUUUUGUGGAUUGAUUCCCAGCUCUCUAACGGUAACGUUAUUACCGGGUUGCCGAGUCCAAGGCAAGGGACAGCUCUUUUUAAUCCUAGUGUUUUAAUCCCUGUUUUUACUUGUUAAAGAAGAUGAAGAUAACGGUGGAAUUCGAGGAAUGUCUCAAAGACUCUCCAAGAUUCAGGGCCACUAUAGAGGAGGUGGAAGGGGAUGUUGGAGAGUUGGAGUCCAAACUCGACAAGCUGGUGAAGCUAUGCAUCGGGAUGAUCGAUGCCGGCAAGGCUUACAACACGGCAAACAAACAGUUUGUCAAUGGAAUCCGCGAGCUUGCUGCGAGCUCCACCAAAGAUGAAGUCAUUGAGUCCAGUCUCACAACGUUUGCUGAGAGUCUGCAGGAGAUGAUCAACUACCACACGAUUUUGUUUGACCAGGCCCAGCGAUCGAUUAAGACACAGCUUCUAACAUUUGUCAAAGAGGACCUGCGGAAGUUCAAAGAGGCUAAGAAACAGUUUGAUAAGGUGAGUGAGGAGAAGGAGGCGGCGUUGAACAAGAACGCCCAGGCGCCACGCAACAAGCAGCACGAGGUGGAGGAGGCCACCAACAUCCUGACGGCUACGCGCAAGUGCUUCCGCCACAUCGUCCUCGACUAUGUCCUCCAGAUCAAUGUACUACAGUCCAAGAGAAGAUCGGAAAUCCUCAAAUCGAUGCUGUCCUUCAUGUACGCCCACCUGACCUUCUUCCAUCAGGGUUACGACCUUUUCAGUGAACUGCAACCUCUGAUGAAACAGCUGGGGGGACAGCUGGACCUGCUGGUGGUGGAUGCAGCCAAAGAGAAGAGGGACAUGGAGCAGAAACACUCCACCAUUCAACAGAAGGCUGCUCUGCAGGGGACAGAGGUUGAUGGCCACAGCUUUUACGCGUGGAUGUCCUCUGACUUCUCGAAUGACGACACCAAGCUGGAGUACAAUGUGGACGCAGACAAUGGCAUUGCGAUGGAGGGCUACCUGUUUAAGAGGGCCAGCAACGCCUUCAAAACAUGGAACAGGCGCUGGUUCUCCAUUCAAAACAAUCAGCUAGUUUACCAGAAGAAGUUCAAGGAUAAUCCCACAGUGGUGGUGGAGGACUUGCGGCUAUGUACAGUCAAACACUGUGAAGAUAUCGAACGCCGCUUCUGCUUUGAAGUGGUGUCACCCACCAAGAGUUGUAUUAUGCAGGCUGACUCUGAGAAGCUGAGGCAGGCUUGGAUCAAAGCUGUCCAGAACAGCAUCGCCACUGCCUUCAGGGAGCAGGGAGAGGACGCUGAGCUGGACCGGAAGUCUUCCACCUCCACAGGCAGCCUGGACUCAGGCGGCGAGCCCAAAGAGAGGCCACUGAAGGGGGAGAGCGCCCUCCAGAGGGUCAUGGUCAUUGGGGGCAACGCCUGCUGCUGUGACUGUGGUCAACCUGACCCACGCUGGGCCAGCAUCAACCUGGGUAUCACCCUUUGUAUCCAGUGCUCUGGGAUACACAGGAGUCUGGGGGUCCAUUUCUCCAAAGUGCGCUCGCUCACACUGGACUCAUGGGAACCUGAACUACUCAAGUUGAUGUGUGAGCUAGGUAACGGGGUCAUCAACCAGAUCUACGAGGCUGGGAGAGAGGAGCUAGGAGCCAUGAAGCCAAAGCCGACAGACCCCAGGCAGGAGAUCGAAGCCUACAUCAGGGCCAAGUACGUUGACCGGCGUUUCGUGCAGCGCCCGUCCAAUGAAGAGUUACGCGCCAAGGUGGUGUCCCUGGUCAAGCAGGAGAAGAAGCUGAGCGGCAGCACGGAGCACCUGCCCCCCCGGCCGCCCCCGCCCACGCCCAAACUCCGGCCGUCCUCCAACGCCUCAGGUCAGUCAGCUGCUGCCAAGGGCUUGAAGGCGCGCCGCGACUCUCUCUUCUGUCCAGACGAGCUUGACUCGCUCUUCUCCUACUUUGACACCUCUGCCAAGCUCAGGAGCAUAAGAAGUGCAGACAGUGGCAUCCAGAACAGUGCAGAAGGAAGUAGAGAGAUGUUAGCCACCAACAGCCUGGCUGAAGCAGAAGCUGCCGAGGCGCCCCCAAUGGCCAUGCCUGCCACCCUGCCCCCUCCAUCGCCCUGUAAGGAGCUGGUGGUGUUCUCGGAGCCCAAGGAGUACUCCCCGGGUCUGCAGCUGUACUGGGCCUCGUGUGCCCGCAGCCUGCCCAACAUGGCCGAGGCCCUGGCACACGGAGCGGAGAUCAACUGGGUCAACACCGACGACGACAAGAGGACCCCGCUCAUCAUGGCUGUGCAGGGGGGCUCGUUGGUGACCUGUGAGUUCCUGCUCCAGAACGCAGGAAACGUGAACCAGCAGGACGCCCUGGGUCGAGGACCCCUCCACCACGCCACCAUCCUGGGACACACCGGUCAAGUGUGUUUGUUCCUGAAAAGAGGAGCCAAUCAGAACGCGGCAGACAUUGAAGCGAAAACGCCCCUAUCCAUGGCAGUGGACGCUGCCAAUGCCGACAUCGUCACAUUACUGCGAUUGGCCAAGAUGAACGAGGAGAUGCGGGAGGCGGAGGGGCCCUACAUGCAGUCAGGAGAUGAAACCUACCAAGACAUUUUCCAGGAUUUUUCCCAGAUGGCUUCAAACGAUCCGGAGAAGCUGAACCGUUACCAGCAGUAUGACUCGCAGCAGAGGCCAUGAGGGAGGGAGACAACCUGGAAGUCUGGGGAAACCGUCUGGCCUUCUUCCUGCUCAGUGCUGUACUCAGCACGAGUAUUGGAGGGUCUGUUUCACCUGAACCUCAACGGUGAAGGUGUCUGCCGUAUAUCACCUUUAAUUGGUUUUAAAUGGGUCUAAAAAUGUACAUUUUUAAAGUUAAAAAUGUAUACAUUUCAUUGAGGCUGGAUGGCUCAGGAUUGUGAACUUAAACAAUGUUUUAUGAGACUCUGGACUGGUGCCCAGUUUGUAAAACAGUUCACAUUUGAACCUGAAUGGUACAGUAUUAUGCUUUUUACAUAAUGUGACAGUUUGGUUGAAAACAUAACCAAUAACAAAAUCAAGUCGAGUCAUAAUUGUCUAUUCUGAAUUCAUAUAAACCAAAUAGACCACUCAUCGUGUCUUUUGAAGUUUAGUAGGCUUUUUACAUGUAGAUCCUUUUUUAAUAUAUAAAAGAAUGCGCAUUUUAUUUGUGCUAUCAAUUUGUUAAAAUCGUCCCAUUUCAAUGUGGUGUUUUGUUGAUAAAUAAACAGCACCUUUUGUGAUUUUGGCUGUAGUAGUGUUUUCACAGCAUUGAUGUACUGUAUAUUAAAAUGCAAAUGCAACUCCUUAUGUUAAAAAUGAAAGUUCAUGUUAAUUGGCUCCCCCAGGUAGUUGACAUAUUCUGCCACCUUAAUUAUUUGCACAAAGUCCCACCUUCCUCGUCAACACUGUUUUGUACGGUGGAACUUUAGUGUCAGCUGGUGUAAAGUGCACAUGUUGCUGAAGUGUAGGUUUGUCACUCUUCUGUUCCUGUUGAAAAGCCCUUAAUGUGGCUCAUAGAUGUUGAUUGUGGGUAUUUUGCUGUUUAUUUUAUUGAUGAGGCAAUACUUUUGUUUUGUGUGGUUUUUAAGAUCUGAUUUUCCAUGUUUGUCACCAAGGCCAGUUCUUUGUUUGUUAUUGUGUGUGUGAGGAAGACGAGCCUUAUGUUUUAAAGUAUAAUUUCAUAUUCAAUUUUGUUUUAGACCGGAAACAAUGACUGUUAAAAAGAGAAAAGAUUGCAUGUACAUGAAUGUUUGAAUUUAGGUCCCCACAUUGUAGUAUCCACUUUUUCUGACACAUCUCACUAUUUUAUUUUAAACAGUAUUAUAGCAUCCUGUUCAUUGGAUGGCAAAAAACAACUUCUAUAAAAUAUACCUUGUUUAUUAGUAUAGCAGUGUAUUAGACACACUAACAAGCAUGUACCACCUUCCUGGAUACAUACUACUGCGGCACUGCAUUGCAAUUACAAUAUGAGGAGCUCUUAAGCCCUGGUUAUACCUGGUGCUAUCAUUUGCCUUUUGUCCUGAUCUUGUCCACAUUCAGAUUGUGCCCACAUUUUUAGAUGGGUGUAGAUGAUUAAAGCAACUGAUUGUGAUCAAAUCCUCUUUACCACUUCUGGAGGAGGUCUGUGUAAACAGAUCUGGAUUGUCAAACCAUUUAAAUCCACCCUCAAAUCAUUGACGUGGGGCACCAUUGUCUAAAGGCAUCAAUAUUGGUCUAUAACGUUAAAUAAAUAUGAUUAUUUUAGAGACGGUGGCCCGGUAGGACCAAUCUAGUAAUUGACGGAUACAGUAGUGAUUGGCUCAGAUCACAUGUAAAUGAAAUGUGUAACUAGGGAUUUUCCUUUCUUGAUUUUUAUUGGACUCUAACUUGUAAACUCUGCCCACUGAGUUUUCAUCCAACCAAUCAAUUUGUCCCAACUACUUCCGUAGGUGGUCAGGAAGAACUGAUCAGUGUUUUUUAAGUUUUUUGUUAGCACCAGAUAUAAACUGGGCAUUUCUUAAAUCCAACAUGGGAUACAGAUCUUGUACAGCUUUUGAAUAUGCAUAAGUUAAAUCUAAACUAGUGGUACUUGAAUCAUUAAAUAAGCGCUUGUAAAUGCUGAUAAUAUAAAAAAGACAAUUACAAGAUAAAAUUGUCUCCCUAUACCACUCAGAUAUGCAUAUCGAUAUAAUUAAGGACUAUAUUACAUUUAUUGCAAAUCAUGGACUGAAUUUCUUGCUGAAUGUUGAACUGUUUGUUGUAUUGAUUUUAUAAAGCAAUUUUCCGUU
Salmo salar (Atlantic salmon) is the source of this 5282-nucleotide messenger RNA. Lineage: Eukaryota; Metazoa; Chordata; Actinopteri; Salmoniformes; Salmonidae. The record is from RefSeq and is a predicted model, not a curated record.